GAACUCGCACGGGCCCAAAUUCACAAUUCGGGACCUCGGGCCCUCGAAUCUUUUGCUUCUCGGGUGGUGGCGAACAAUGCAGCUUGCGUUGCGGGAGAUGCCCGCCCGUGGGGCCCGGCCCGCUUCUCGCCCGAAAGAACCGCUUACUAGCUAGCCGGACUAAUGGGGCCCUAUCUGGAUGCAUAUUGAAAGCCAUGCCUUUCGAACCGAACGCAACGCCCGUCUUCCAAAUAAAAAGAAAAAUGGGCUCGUUGGGAAGAAAGAUGGAGUGCGGCCUGUAGAGCACAUGUAACGCACAGUCGGGUUGCUCGCGCAGCGGAUCUCUCUUUUGGGUUUAGGUAGUGGAUCUUGACCCGAAAACCAUUUUUCAACCCGGCUCGCUCCGUUGCUCUUCGCUCCUCACCCUAUCUCCACUGUUUGCUACGGUUACGGUCUCGGAAUCGCCACCCUUGCUCCUCCCUGCGCUCGGAUAUCAGUUUCAGACUCGAAUUUUAGAUGCGGUUUUGUUGUAAGCAGGUAAAGGAUCAUGGUGGGAUUUAAGAACAGGUAUAUGGUAGUGGAGGUUAUCUUGGAUCCUAAUAGAGAACUGGUGAGAAAAGAUCCUGUUAUCAUUACCUCAUACAAUGUCACGAAAGCUAUCCGAGACAGCAUUCUGGUAAAUUUUGGGGAGUGCGGUCUGGCUUCGUCACUUGGAUUAUUCCAAGUCAAGUAUGCGAAUGACAUUACGAGAAUGUGUAUCAUUAGAGCUUCAAGGGAUGAAUAUCUGAAAGUGUGGGCUGCAAUUACCAUGGUCAGGAGUAUUGCAGAUUGCCCGGUUCUAUUUAAUUUGUUGGACCUAAGCGGAAGUAUCAAAGCUUGUAAAGAAACUGCAUUGAAGUGUGAUGAAUCAAAAUUUGAACAGCACAAGCUGCUUGUUGGAUCUAAUCUGUCGGCUCAAGAUACUCAAAAAAUGCAGUACUAUCUUGACAAGAUCAAAGGCCUGGAGCACCAAAGUUCUACUCCAUCUAUGGAGCACUAAAGUCCUACUCCAUCUAUGGUGACAUUCCGUGUUCAAAUGCCACUCCGAUCAAUCAGCUCUUCCGAUCCAAAAUUAAUACAGUAGAAAUUAACGUCGAGUUUAAUUCAUAUAACCAAAUGAGCACCAGAUUACAGAUAUCACAUAGCUACCAUAGUGGCAUUUUUUAACUCCUCCUAGGCUUCUUCGCCUUGUGUAAAUUUUGUCUAUGCUGGUGAAGUAAUAGAGGAUGAUAAGCUUUCGGCAGAUACAACAUCCAUUCACUCUUUGAGGGAUCAGGUUGAAGAGAGAAAUGAUUGAAUGAAUUUUUACUAUAAUUAUACUUAGUAAAUGCUAAAUCCGCUUCUAAA
Pyrus x bretschneideri (Chinese white pear) is the source of this 1365-nucleotide messenger RNA. RefSeq names its product probable ribonuclease P/MRP protein subunit POP5. Gene Ontology annotation, cellular component: ribonuclease P complex. Bases 527 to 1018 code for a protein of 163 amino acids. Gene Ontology annotation, biological process: tRNA 5'-leader removal. The record is from RefSeq and is a predicted model, not a curated record. Lineage: Eukaryota; Viridiplantae; Streptophyta; Magnoliopsida; Rosales; Rosaceae. The transcript has 4 exons.